AUGAGCAAACCAUCAACACCAGUCACCUCUCCCAAAUUGCAACAAACAUCCACCACGGGAGCAAACGAUGCUGCCACUUCCACAGUUUCUUCCUCGGUUUCAUCCACGGUUCUACCGUCCAUAAUUUCAACAGUUGCCAACUCUGACAACAAAGAUGACAACAAAGAUGACAACGGCAGUGGCAAUGGAAAAAGCAGUACCCAACCUACAAGCGAAAGUAGCAACAAUAAUGGCCAUAAUUUCAGCAACACCACUAGCUCACGACCUGCAAGUUAUUCACAUGUCCAAUUAGAUAAGCCGAUUUUGAAUCCACCAGCAACCCCUUCACCACCAAACCGAAAACGAGUAUCUGCAACAUUUGUUAAAACUCCCGAACAACAAUCAAAAGAAUCUAGCGGACUUAAAAGAAACUCUGUGCAACUCCCGUUUACCCCGUCAUAUAAACGAACUAGUACCGGUGGCUUCCGAUCUCCAGAUGGGAAAUUAUCAUACCACAAUGUCAAUUCUCCUUACAGUGCAGCCCACCUAUUGAAAACUCCACGCCAUUCCCUAAUUGAUGACGACUCGCUUGAUAAUGAUAAUGACCACGACAAUGACAAUGAUAACAAUGAUGAGGAAAAUGGAAGGAAGUUGAAGAUGAUAAAGACUCCACAGUAUUUGAACACAGCCAAGCGCUUGUUUCAAAAUGACGACUCUUUAGCAGCAUCCCAAUUGCAACUGCAACUGCAACUGCAACUUCAGCAGCAAGCGACAUACUCAGCAUCUAGUCCUCCACGAGAUAACAAUUUUCUGGAGAUUAGCUCACAAUUGAAAAACAAAUUGUCUUCGGCAUUUGGGAAAUUACAAAAAGACGAAGCGCUGCUGCACCCGCUGCCGCACAAAAUUACAUUUACUGAAUUAUCUUUUGAUUCACAAACUUCUCCAACUAAAAAGUAUAAUCCUGAGACUAAAAUGAAGCUCGAGAGUACUUGGGUUCCAACAAAAACACUCAACAGAGCCAAUUUGAAUUUACAAACUCUACAACUGUCCCCAUUUCCAAAUCAACCAUUGUCAUCAACCACAUCAACCACAUCACCAGCACCAACAAGUGCUUCUACUUUAGGAGUCUCGCCCAGGAAAGAACACUUUGGAUUUAGGUCAAACACCACUUCGCCAUUGAAAAACUCGCCAGUGCUAAAGCAGUCGGCAAAUUUAGCUUCCAUCUCUAGAUUAAAUGAUAUGCCUUCGCCGGAUGAAGAAUCUAACGCACAAGCAGCAUUACUCGCCGCUUUAUCACGACUGAAACGCAAGUCAUUCUCGUCGAACCCAGAGGAAACUCGAAAUAAUAAUGGUUAUGCUAGUAGUGGUAAUCAUCAACAACAGCGUGAUCAUCCACAUCAUAAUCCACAAUAUAAUGCACAUCAUCGCCAGAGCCACGACCACAGUAGGAACCAUAGUCUUGGAGGUAAUAACCCGCCUCUACAAACUACUAAUGCACCACCAUUAAAUAUAAACACUGAUAUUAAGUUACCUCCAAUAAGACCUAGAUCGUCAUUUGACGAUAAGAACAACGAGAAAGAUGCUGUAUAUUCAUUAAUGGCCCUAGCUUCGCCUCAAGCAGUAGGGUCAAGGCGAGGAGUGGUUUUCAAUGACGAAACAGACGAUGAUGAAGGCAAUGUUUCUGAUGAAACAGUUGAUGAAGAUUAG
Lodderomyces elongisporus is the source of this 1686-nucleotide messenger RNA. RefSeq lists its product as uncharacterized. The record is from RefSeq and is a predicted model, not a curated record. The coding region runs from base 1 to 1686 and encodes 561 amino acids. The transcript has a single exon. Lineage: Eukaryota; Fungi; Ascomycota; Pichiomycetes; Serinales; Debaryomycetaceae.